Molecule: messenger RNA, 2439 nt
Organism: Lodderomyces orthopsilosis Co 90-125
Lineage: Eukaryota; Fungi; Ascomycota; Pichiomycetes; Serinales; Debaryomycetaceae
Gene: CDC4
Product: SCF ubiquitin ligase complex subunit
Exons: 1
Coding region: 1-2439 (812 amino acids)
Molecular function (GO): protein binding
Source: RefSeq, a predicted model, not a curated record
AUGGACUCUGAAAAAGUUUCUGAUUUUGUUUACCCCCUCAUAGAUAAGCCUGCUAGGUUUGAGUACAAACUAGUCAACCAAAACGGAAAGUUAGCUGAGGUACCGCUCCAUAAGGAAUAUCAAAGACUAUCAUUAUUCGAGGUAGGGCAUAAUUAUCGUCAACGAGGUCAUUCUACGGAACAUUCCGAAUCACGCAACCAUACUAUCACUGACAACUCACGAGAAAACUCACGCAAGAGAAAUGCGGGUGACGAUGAUUCUGUGGAACGUGAUAGCAUGGUAUCUUGUGAUGACAUCACUUCUUCGGAUACCGAUUCCAACACCCAAGCGUCAGCCCUGUCACGUAUGCACUCUUACCGAACAAAUGGCCUCGUGCAUCCACCAACCAAAAAGAGAUUGACAUCGGGUUAUGAUCUGACAAGCUCAGCAAACUUUCAGGUGGAUUCUCCAGGUAGUAUGUCUAUGGCAGUAGCUCCUAGUGGAAACAAUAACAUCAGCACGAUCGAUCUAAGUGACACUGUGCGAGAGAGUCAUGGACAUGUACAGAGUGCCGUUCAGACCGGUUACAACACCAAUACAUCUGAAGUGAAUAAUAAUAAUACUAAUCAAAACACUACACCUUUACGCGAUCAACUACGUCGUCCAAAAACACCAAAUACAAUCAAUUCGCCCAGCCAAACUCCAAUUUCGGAUAUCGAAGAGGACCCCAUCCAGCAGCUACCACUACCCUCGCCAAGUGCGUCACCUAUUCAACUGGAUCACGAAAACGAUGAGGAUGGAUCUUCUGAAACCCCUAGAGGAAUGGGACGAAGGUUAAAUUUAGAAAUGAUUGAGAAUCACAUGGCAACUGUGCCAGGGACGCAAGCAGAGUUGAUUAACACGAUUGACCAGUUAUCCCAGUUCCUUACCCCACAAAACAAAAACCAUUUGAUUUUCCGGUUGUUGCAAAAGACUCACCGAUCGUCAUUGAGCACUUUUAAUGGGUUGCUAAAUGAUUCCUUGAAACGUGACUUGAUUGGAAAUUUGCCAGUUGAGAUUUCAAUGAAGGUUUUAUCUUACCUUGAUGCUGAAACACUUCUUUCGAUAUCAAAAGUGUGCAAAAAGUGGUUUAAACUUAUCAAUAAUACUGCUUUGUGGACUGACUUGCUCAAGAGAGACAAACUUAUAACCGAAGAUGCAGUUAUCAAGUAUGAAUUGAACGAGCCUAAAGAUAUGAUUGAUGAAUGGUGCACUCUUCCUGGCGAGAUAAAUUCUGCUCAGGUGUUGUACAAGAAACGAAGAAUGAUUGUCAAUAGAUGGUUGGACCCCAAAUACAAGCCAAAGAGAAUCAGUGUCAAGGGGCAUGGCAAUAAAGUUGUUACGUGUCUUCAACAUGAUGAAGAAAAGAUUGUCACUGGUGUGGACGACAAAUAUAUCCUCAUCUAUAGUACUCAAACAGGGCAAUUGAUGAAAGUUUUGGAAGGACAUGAUGGCGGAGUAUGGGCCAUGAAGUAUUAUGGAAACACUUUGGUGACUGGAUCGACUGAUAGGUCAGUUCGAAUUUGGAACAUGGCCACUGGAAAGUGUACGCAUGUGUUCCGUGGCCAUACUUCCACCAUAAGAUGUUUAGAUAUCAUUACGCCUUCAGUAAUUGGAAAGGAUGCUCAUGGUGAGGAUAUUGUCUUCCCCGAGCAUCCAUUAUUGAUUACCGGGUCUCGUGAUCACAAUAUACAUGUCUGGAGACUACCUAUUCUUCAAGAGGAUGCAGUUGAUGAAGUCACAUUUGAUAGUGGAGAAAGUGAAAACCCUUACUUGAUAGCUGUUCUUACUGGCCAUACUCAGUCUGUGCGUUCUUUAUCGGGAUAUGGAAAUAUAAUCAUUUCUGGUUCAUACGACUCAACCGUUCGAGUGUGGGAUUUGCUUGAUAAUGGAAGGUGCAAGCAUAUUUUGCAGGGCCAUCAAGAUAGGGUAUAUUCAACCGCGAUAGAUUUCAAUAAAAAAGUUUGUUUUUCUGGGUCCAUGGAUUCGACUAUAAAUAUAUGGAAUUUUGAAACCGGUGAGUUUUUGAAGGUGUUGGAAGGACAUUCGUCUUUGGUGGGUCUACUUGCUUUGGUGGACGGUGUGUUAGUAUCUGCUGCUGCUGACGCAUCUCUCCGAAUUUGGGAUCCUGUCACCGGUGAAUUGAGAAGUAAAUUGAGAGGUCAUGCCGCAGCCAUCACGUGCUUUGAGCACGACGGAUUGAAAGUAGUUAGUGGAAGCGAGAAAAUGCUCAAAUUAUGGGACGCUCAACGAGGAGAAUUUGCUAGAAAUUUAUUAGAUGAUGUUACGGGUGGUAUUUGGCAAGUGAGAAUCGAUUAUAAGAGAUGUGUUGCUGCUGUGCAAAGAGUCAACAGUGCUGAUGAAGGUGAAACGUUUAUUGAAAUUUUAGACUUUAGUGAGGUCCCAAGUUUCAAAAGUUGA